GCUUAGUAGUUUUAGAGUUAAUAGUUAAGUGCUCUAAACGGAUUUACGAUAACGAAAUUUUCAUAUAAAGCCAACAUGAAGUGUUUUGCCAUUUGCAUUGUCAUCUUCUGCUACCUUGCAUCAUCAGCAAGGGCUGCUAAUGAUUUGGUUGCAGCAGCUUCGGAGAACUCUGUACAAUCCCAGGAUCAACUGCAAGGAUCCGCCAGCAGUUUGAGUCCUUUGACUGAGAAACAUCAAGAGAAACGUUACGUAGGUGGUUAUGGCGGUUAUGGAGGUUAUGGCACCGGCUUGGACACCCUAGGCGGUUAUGGCGGUUAUUCAGGCGCUGCUUCCCCCUAUGCUGGUUAUGGAGGUUAUAGCGGCUAUGGAGGUUAUGGAGGUUAUGGCAACUAUGGAGGUUAUGGUGGAUAUUCUGGCUAUGGAGGUUAUAAUUCAAGAUUGGGCAUAGAUGGCUAUGCUGGCUAUCCCGGCUACAAUGGCUAUUCCGGUUAUCCAUAUUCCAGCUACGGCAGCUAUAAUCGCGCAUAUCCCUAUGGCCGUGGUGGUUAUUAUGGUGGCUAUAACAGUUAUCCUUCUAGCUACUAUUCAGGUGGUUAUGGCAACAGCAUUGUUGGCGGUGGUUUGGGAGCACUUGGAACUGCUGGUUAUGUACCUCCUGUGGGUGGUGCUGGCUAUCAGUAUGGCCCCGGCAUUACCGGAUCUGUGUACUAAUGUAUUUGUGUGUGGGAGGAAAAAGCAGUUUGAGCUUUUUCAAAUUUUUUAUUUUCAAUUUUAGAACAAAUUGUAAAUUCGCUUUUUUUACAAAAACAAUUAUUAAAUUAUGAUUUUUAUUUGGAAUAA
Stomoxys calcitrans (stable fly) is the source of this 840-nucleotide messenger RNA. RefSeq names its product prisilkin-39. The transcript is spliced from 3 exons. Bases 76 to 711 code for a protein of 211 amino acids. NCBI's taxonomy places the organism in Eukaryota, Metazoa, Arthropoda, Insecta, Diptera, Muscidae. The record is from RefSeq and is a predicted model, not a curated record.